Messenger RNA from Dentiscutata erythropus, 470 nucleotides. The record is from the annotation of a GenBank genome assembly. NCBI's taxonomy places the organism in Eukaryota, Fungi, Glomeromycota, Glomeromycetes, Diversisporales, Gigasporaceae.
AAGAAAUACAACCUAUAUAUUUUGUGGGCCUAAACAAUAAAAUAACAAUAGAUGAUAAAGUAUUUAGCACCCCACCUCAAAAGAAAUAUAAGAAGGUAAAAAAACUUUUAAAACCGAACCCACCUGAACAUGCACUUUUGGGUGUAUAUCCAUAUAAUCAAAUAGAAUUCACACCGCCGGGUAUAAGUGCUAGGUUGGGUAAGAAAACAAAAAGUAAACAUUGGAAAUACGAUUGGAAAGGUCCCAAUACACAAUGCUGGUGUGUUGCCAAAAGUUACUGGGCAACACCCAAUACUGAAGAUAAAGAAGAAACCAUAGUAGACCCUUGGAAUCAAUUAGAUGAAACUUCCAUUUGUCUUGAAGACCUAGUGGUUCAAGAUAAUGAACCAAUUGAAGAAAGUGAAGAUAAUUUCACAAACCAACUAUAUUGGUUAGAACUAUUGGAAACUCUAUCAAAAAGGUAUUACUAG